UUUUUAAUUUGCAUAUUUUUUAUUUUAAUUCUUCCUUGUCGUGUAAAUACUUUCUUUUUAAUCGAUUUUCUUAUGUUUUUAAUUUUAUUUUUCUUCCUAAACAAAAAAUGUUUUAUUAUUUAUAAAUGCAUUAUUUAUUUAUGUUUAAUAUUUUUAAUCUUAAUCAUUUACAUUUGCUUUGUCUUAAGAAAUUCGACUUUCUGGUAAUAUAUGGGUUGUAAUGGGAGUACAAUUUUUAAUUGAUAUAACAUUUUCGACUUGUUUUUUAAAGAGCGUUUAUAUUGAAAAAGCGUUGAUACUUUUUUGGGUUUUUCUUUUUCUUAAAUCAAUCAUUUUUCCUCUUUUAAUAAUUAGAGCUUUUUCUUUUCAACUUUUUCUUUUUAAUAUGUUUUAACUUUUUUUUAAUUUUCAAAUUAACUUUCUUAUUCUGGGGUUGUCUAUUUUGUCACGAACCAUUUAGAAGGGGGCAACCCUAAAGGUCUACUCCCCCUAGGCCUAAACCCUGUGGCCCUUCACCUUGUAGACAUUCUGACUCUGAAGACCUAUACACUGUUGACUUUUUUACUCUGAAGACCUACAACUUUUUGAUCAACUCGUAUUUUUUGUUUUUUCUUUGCAUUUUAAUCGAUGUGGGGUUAAAAGGGAAAAAAGACUUGUAGGGAUUAAUGGGAUAUCGGGUGGAUCUAGAGGGGUUAUUCUUUUUCUUUUUUUAUUUUUGACGUCCUUUUAUUGAUUUUUCAAAUUUUUUUUUUUAAAAUAUGCAAAGCAAGUUUUCUUUUGUGUGUAUAUUUUACAUAUAUAUAUUUUAAUCGAUUUUUUUUCAAUUUGAAAGUAAAAGAUACUUAAUUUGUUUUUUCUUUUUUCCACAUAUUUUAUUUUUUAUUUUUUGAAGUAAAUUUAGUUUUUUUUGCAAGUUUUAUAAAUAUAUUUUUGCUUUUUAAUCUUUAAAAUAUUUUUUCCGUAUUAAUAUUCAAACUUUUUUUAUACAAAAAAACUUUUUUAUUAUUUUUUGAAGAUUUUUAACUUUUUUCCAGAAACAUUUAAUUAAUUUUUUAAAUUUUAACAUUUUUGUUCGUUUUUUGCUCAAGUUCAAUUUUCUUUUUAUUCUAUUAAUUUUUCUAAAUCAUUUUUAAUAAUUUUUUAAAAGCAAAAAAACUUUUUGAUCCAGCGUGCUGUCCUUUGUGUUUUUUGGGAACAUUUUACUUUCGUUUCAAAUUUUCCUGUUCUGUGAGUUGUGGGCCCGACCUUUUUUGAUUUUAGUAAGUGUUUUGGGUCAUUGAUUGGUUAAGUAUGUAUUAAGUUAAAUAUUUUUUCUGUUUUGAAAAAAUUGUAUUUUCUUUCUUUUAUAAUGUUGUUUAACUUUUUUUGCUUUUAUUUUUAUUUUCUUUUGUUCAUUUUUUAGGUUUUUUGUCGAAUGCAAAGAAGUUAAAAGGGAAGGGGUUUUGGUAUUGUUCUGG
This is a messenger RNA of Meloidogyne enterolobii, 1457 nucleotides long. Lineage: Eukaryota; Metazoa; Nematoda; Chromadorea; Rhabditida; Meloidogynidae. The record is from the annotation of a GenBank genome assembly.